Messenger RNA from Pan troglodytes (chimpanzee), 5376 nucleotides. Its product is annotated as dual specificity protein phosphatase CDC14C-like. Lineage: Eukaryota; Metazoa; Chordata; Mammalia; Primates; Hominidae. The transcript is spliced from 2 exons. The record is from RefSeq and is a predicted model, not a curated record. Gene Ontology annotation, biological process: protein dephosphorylation.
AAAAGCAAGGGGCGGUCGAGCUGGGCCGCCGCGCCCCUCUGCUCGCAGCGCUGCUCUUUGACCUCGCAGGGUGUGAAGAAGAUGCGCAGCUCCACGCAGCAGGACCCGCGCCGCCGGUACCCCCAGGACGACGUGUACCUGGACAUCACCGAUCGCCUUCGUUUUGCCAUUCUCUACAGCAGACCAAAGAGUGCAUCAAAUGUACAUUAUUUCAGCAUAGAUAAUGAACUCGAAUAUGAGAACUUCUCCGAAGACUUUGGACCACUCAAUAUGGCAAUGGUUUACAGAUAUUGUUGCAAGAUAAAUAAGAAAUUAAAGUCCAUUACAAUGUUAAGGAAGAAAAUUGUUCAUUUUACUGGCUCUGAUCAGAGAAAACAAGCAAAUGCUGCCUUCCUUGUUGGAUGCUACAUGGUUAUAUAUUUGGGGAGAACCCCAGAAGCAGCAUAUAGAAUUUUAAUCUUUGGAGAUAAAUCCUAUAUUCCUUUCAGAGAUGCUGCCUAUGGAAGCUGCAAUUUCUACAUUACACUUCUGUCCUGUUUUCAUGCAGUAAAGAAGGCAAUGCAGUAUGGCUUCCUUAAUUUCAACUCAUUUAACCUUGAUGAAUAUGAACACUAUGAAAAAGCAGAAAACGGAGAUUUAAAUUGGAUAAUACCCGACCGAUUUAUUGCCUUCUGUGGACCUCAUUCAAGAGCCAGACUUGAAAGUGGUUACCACCAACAUUCUCCGGAGACUUAUAUUCAAUAUUUUAAGAAUCACAAUGUUACUACCAUUAUUCGUCUGAAUAAAAGGAUAUAUGAUGCCAAACGCUUUACAGAUGCUGGCUUCGAUCACCAUGAUCUUUUCUUUGCAGAUGGCAGCACCCCUACUCAUGCCAUUGUCAAAAGACUUCUGGAUAUCUGUGAAAAUGCUGAGGGUGCCAUCGCAGUACAUUGUAAAGCUGGCCUUGGUCUCACGGGCACUCUGAUAGCCUGCUACAUCAUGAAGCAUUACAGGAUGACAGCAGCCGAGACCAUUGCAUGGGUAAGGAUCUGCAGACCUGGCUUGGUGAUCGGGCCUCAGCAGCAGUUUUUGGUGAUGAAGCAAACAAGCCUCUGGCUGGAAGGGGACUAUUUUCAUCAGACGUUAAAGGGGCAGGAGAAUGGACAACACAGAGCAGCCUUCUCCAAACUUCUCUCCGGUGUUGAUGACAUUUCCAUAAAUGGGGUCGAGAAUCAAGACCAGCAAGAACCCAACCCUUACAGUGAUGACGACGAAAUCAAUGGAGUGACACAAGGUGAUAGAAGUCGGGCCCUGAAAAGGUGAAGACAAUCAAAAACAAACGAUAUUCUUCUCCCAUCUCCCCUGGCUGUGCUGACCUUUACACUGUGUAGUGUUGUCAUCUGGUGGAUUGUUUGUGACUACAUUCUUCCCAUCCUGCUAUUCUGACUCGAAGAUUUCAGAACAUAGUAGCCAUCAGGACCCCCUGACAGCUGCUUCUCUCCAUUUCAAGGACUAAAAGGGUUUUGCAUUAAGUAAAAACCUGUGACCAGAACUGAAGGAAGACUCUAGGAACUGAAAACUGCAACAGAAAUUAGCACAAUUUGAAAACAAAACAAAAUUGCAAAAGACUUAGUUGCUUUCCACCUAAGAAGCUAAUCAAUGGAGAAAAUGUCCACUGGGGUUUCAGUAAUGAACUUUUGAGUUUGGGUGCAAGCAAAUGUACCGAGACCAGCUCAGUCAGGGAGACCCUUACCCAGUGGCGCUAGAGGAAUUAAAGACACACACACAGAAAUACAGAGGUGUAAAGUGGGAAAUCAGGGGUCUCACAGCCUUCAGAGCUGAGAGCCCUGAACAGAGAUUUACCCACAUAUUGAUUAACAGCAAACCAGUCAUUAGCAUUAUUUCUAUAGAUAUUAAAUUAACUAAAAGUAUCCCUUAUGGGAAACGAAGGGAUGGGCCGAAUUAAAGGCAUAGGUUGGGCUAGUUAACUGCGGCAGGAGCACGUCCUUAAGGCACAGAUCGCUCAUGCUAUUGUUUGUGGCUUAAGAAUGCCUUUAAGCAGUUUUCCACUCUGGGCUGGGUGGGCCAGGUGUUCCUUGCCCUCAUUCCGGUAAACCCACACCCUUCCAGCGUGGGCAUUAGGGCCAUUAUGAACAUGAUACUGUGCUGCAGAGAUUUUGUUUAUGGCCAGUUUUGGGGUCAGUUUAUGGCUGGAUUUUGGGGGGCUUGCUCCCAAAAAGAAUGACUCAAAGAAAGGCCCAGCUCUCAAGCUGAAUGACAAAAAUGCUGUUGUAAAUUUAGUCUCAGGUGUAAAUACCCAAGCCCUCUGGUACCCAGGGAGCUGGCUGGUCUGUGGUGCAUGUGUGUCCUUGUGAUGGCAAGCAUUGUAGUUGCUGGCCUUCAGAAGAAUUGAGGAUCUGAUGGAGGUUUUUUAUGUAUUUAUUUUCUGUUCAGCUUGCGACCCUGUGUCAAAAUUUGUAAAGAUACAAAAGGCAUUACUGAAAUGGUACUUUGUGUAAUUUGAUACUAUUUGGCUUUAUCAUCUUCACUUGACUGUUUGUAAUACUGUUGUAAUAUUAACUCUGAUAAGUACCCAAGCUGCUUGUCUUCCACCAAAGAGUGCUAUAUUAACAAGAAUCUGUGAAAACCACAUUUAAACACUGUUGCAUGUUGUAAUACCAGGUGAUACCUUGGUAACCUAAAACUUGCAAGAGAAUAUUAAUGGUAGCUUUAGAAGACUCAGGAGGAGAAACUGACUUCAGAGUUGGAAGAUGUUCCAAGUCAUUCCUUUUUCUGUCCUUUAGGGACUGAAGAACUGGGAGGUUGCCCAUUGUUUGGUUGCCGGUCAUACAAAUUAAAAUCAUAUUUCCUUCCAUGCAUGGAAAAAACACACAAUUGGUUUUUUGCCUUGGAAACAGCAAUCUCAAAUAAUGUCGGCUUUAAAAAAAAAAGUUACCGCUUUUUUAGAAUCCUUCUCUGUAACAUUGGAUUUUUUUUUUUCCUUAUGAGAUCAGCCUAAGGUCAUUGAUAAGGCCUGUGAUCUCAGUAACAACGAUCUGCUUCUGAAUCUCACUGUUGCCUUUGGCUAGGGAACACAACUAGUAACUGCAGAGUGCCUUCUCCCGCAACCCUACUGGAACACAGCAGAGUCUGUGCCAUGAAGAAAUUAGAGAAACAGAAUUGUUUCGCUGCUAAAAAAAAAAAAAAAAAAAAAGUGGGGCCCAAAAUAAAAGAAUAUUUAGUAAUCAUCUCAGUUCCUUCCAUAAGAAGUGGGUGGUUUAAUGAUUGUUAACCCAUUUUUGCCUGUGCUGGGAGCAUGGAGGGCUGAGAUGUUGACAGGUAGUGGGAAACAAAUGCCCUCCCAAGUCACAAGGUGUGCGCCAGAUCAGGAGGCAACUCCAUUUUAAGAAGCUGCCUUUUUCAGAAAACUGUAAGAAAUCAAAGCAGUUGGAAUAAACAAGUUAAAGUCUUUAAUGCAAAAAGUAAUUGAAAGGCAGUGCCUCCAUUUUGGUGUACUUUCUUGGAAGAAAGUAUGAAAUUGACCGGCAUCAGGAGAGACGGAAGAUGCUGUAUUCUCAGCCAAACAAGUGACUCUUUCCCUGCCAAGCACUACGGGGUGGGGUCAGGCUAGCUUUUAAACACUGGGGACUGGAUCACAGAAAAACAGUGGUUUUCUGUCCCUGGAAAUGAAUAGGCACAAAGACCCACUUGGCUGUGGGAAGACCACUCUUCAAUAAGAUUUUGGUGGGAGGAAGAACAUUCCUUUUGCUAUUUUAAGCUGAGACAAUAUAAAUAUUUAAACUGUGCCAUGCAUAAAGCAUUGAAUUCUCAGGGCACUUCUUCUUCCCCUUACCCUUUUUGAGGCCAUCCCCUUCAUAAAUAGUAAUCCAGGUAGUUGUGAAAAUUGUGCUUCCAUCUGAUUCCUUCUUAGUUUGGCUUUUCAUCCCAUCAGAACAAGUAAAUGUGGGUGCCACAGCUUUUGUGAGUACUGUCUCCCUCACGGUGAACAAGCCUCCUGGUGUUUCGUCCAAGAAAAGGAAGGGUGUUGGCGGAACCACAGUCCUUUUUCAUUUUAUAAACUGCCUCUUCAUGUUGCCUGCUCAAGUUUCCACCUAGAAUUGCUAUCACUGUGACUCUUUCUAAAAAUCCUUCUGUUUAACUGGUUCACUGAAAUUAGUCAUAGAAAAUUGGUGAUUUGGUGAAGAAACAUUCCUUGUAAUAACCAAAUGACUUGGGAUGGUGUGCAUAGCAACAGUGUCACACUUAUGGGGACUGUCUCUAGACUUAUGGGGACCGUCUCUAGAAUCCAGGAAGUCUCUGGGUCUGAGGGAUGGAAAGUUCUUCCUGCUAUGAAUGAGAGUGGACUUUUCCCCUCACCCCCAACUAAAACCACAAACACCCAGAAUCUUCUGGGAUUAGAGUCCUUGUUAUAGAAGACCUUGUUGCUAUGGAACAUGAAACUGUGUCUGUCAGAUAGAUUCCCUUAAGAGCCUUAAAUAGCCCUGAAAGUACACGGACAGUUUGCAAUGGAAUUAAAAUUAGAAGUGAAUAUUUUUAAGUGCCCUUAAAGCUUUCUGGGGACUCAAAAUUAUCAAGAGUCAAGGACAGUCUGGAGGAAGAGCAUCUGCAAAACUGGGUUCCUAGAAGUACGGAUGGACGUGGCUUUUUGUAGAACUUGGUGGAGAGCAGCGCCUCAUGACAGCAGAAUGGCCUGGCGUGGCCAGUGCUUCCUGGCAGCACGCGGGUCUGCCGGCCUCCAGAAUUUCCCCGUUCUGAGCUUGAUGCCCCUAGCCUGUCCCCUACCUACUUCCUCCCCUCCCCUCUAGCCCUCUCACAGGGGUGAUUGCUACCUCUCUCUUUUCUUGGGCCUAGGCAAGUUUUAGAGGAGUUCCCAAGCAUUGUCAUGAGGCCAGUGUGCUGGAGGCCAGUGUGCUCGCUGGGGCUGGGCUGGAUGUCCUGGGCUUGUGCAUGGCCUGAGGGCUCUCCUGGAGCCCUCCCUUUUCCCAGUCACCGUCUGAGCCACAGAAGCAGUGCACUCAUUGGAUGUCUGUUGUUAACAUAGCUUCUCUUUCUACAUUAAAAAAAAAAUCAUUAUUGCAUUUUGGAAAGCAGUGCUCAUCACAAGCAACUUUUAAGACCCAUUUUAUUGUUCCUUUAAAUGUUCUCUCCUGCUGACACUGCCCUGGAGAGGAUAGCUGCUGUUCUUCCAUUUCCCCAUAUCAGGGUAUUCUCCUCGUCACUGAGUAGAGAUGACUCCGGAUGUGUUUAAAGACUGGACAAUUCACCUAUACUGUGCAGGAAAUUACCUCCUUAAUUACCUGGUAAAAUUGUCAACAGACAUGUUCAUCCGGUGAUAGUACUGCAGUUUUCUAUUAACAAUUUGCAGACUUUUAUCUA